This is a messenger RNA of Knipowitschia caucasica, 297 nucleotides long. The record is from the annotation of a GenBank genome assembly. NCBI's taxonomy places the organism in Eukaryota, Metazoa, Chordata, Actinopteri, Gobiiformes, Gobiidae.
AUGUCCAGUCACGCACAGAAAGCUCACAGACAUCUACGGUUCGGCACAUGUAGAAAUACACAAAGCAGCGCGAGCGGAGCGGUCUGGGUCCUAUGGUUCCAAUGGGCCAAACUGGUUCCAAUGGUUCCUCUGGUUCCUGUGAGAGUUCCCAGCGGCUCGUCCUGCUUUGGUGCCCGUGUUGAAGUGCCCUCCUCUCGGUCACACGCACACGCUCUGCCUCCGUGUCUUUCCCCAGCUGCAGUGAGAGCCAGGAGCCCGAAGCUCAGGGGCCAGGGCGCCACAGACACCUCCCACUGA